AUGCCGCCAAACCACGCCUCCUCAGACCCACUUUCACACUCUGAUUGGUCUUUUUACCUGCCUGUCUACGCCGCCGCUCCCCGAUCUCCACGCUCAUUGGCUGCACCGCCCCGUCGGCUGAGACAGGAAGGGAAGAUGGCGGCGGCGGCGGCGGCGGCGGCGGUGCUGGCGGCGGAUGAAGCAGAGCGGGCGCGGGGCCGUCGGGCCGCGCUGUCCUUCGCGACCAUCGCCGUGGUGCUGGGGCUGCCGCUGUGGUGGAGAACGACCGAGACGUACCGCGCCGCGCUGCCCUACGGCGACAUCGCGGGGCUGGGCCGGCUGCCGUUCCAGCUCUCGGUGCCCGUCUCUGUGGUGUUCGCGCCGGGGUCGCUGCCCCGGGACCUGCUGCGGCCGCUGCCGUUCAGGGACGUGCAGGAGAUGGAGAUACCGGUGAACGUGAGAACCAGUGUCACGUCCUGCUAUGAGAUGCUCUAUCGCAGCACCACGGCGCAGGAGGAGGCAGCGCUGGAUGCGGCUACUGCACGAGAGGCUGACGCUGCUCUGCACCCGCUGCAGGGCACCUCCUUGGGCUCUCUGACCAUGUAUGUGGUUCCUGAAACCUCCCCUCUCCUGCCUCAGGGGAUCAAUGCCUACGUGGGGAAGCACCGCAGUGCCCUGGUGAGGGCUGUGGGGACGCUGCCCGCCCUCCGCUCCCGCCUCCGGCAGCUCACUCAGGUGAUGUCCUUCACUGCCAGCUCCAUCACUGCUGCCCUCUCAGACCGUGUGCCCGAUGGCCAGCCUGGCCCCGAUGCCCGGAGGAGCUUGAAAUCCAGCCUGGGGUACGAGAUCACCUUCAGCCUCCUGAACCCCGACCCCAAGUCCCACGAUGUGCACUGGGCCAUCGAGGAUGCUGUGAGCCGCUACGUGCAGCCCAUCCUGGACAGACUGAGCUUGGUGGCCAACUUCUCUGUUGAUUCACAGAUCCUGUACUAUGCUGUCCUAGGAGUGACGCCGCGCUAUGACAAGGAGUCCUCUAGCUUCCUCCUGAGUGCUCACAGCCUCCCACACGUCAUCAACCCCGUGGAGGCCCGGCUGGGCUCCAGCGCUGCCUCGCUCUACCCCGUGCUCAACUUCCUGCUGUACGUUCCGGAGCGCUCCCAUUCUCCUCUGUACAUCCAGGAUAAGGAUGGAGCCCCUGUGAGCACCAAUGCCUUCCACAGCCCCCGCUGGGGCGGCAUCGUGGUUUACAAUGUGGAAGCUCCUGCUUCCCCCCAGGCUUCCCUCCCUCUGCACGUGGAUGUGGACAUGGCACGAGUGAUGGAGGUUUUCCUGGCCCAGCUCCGAUUACUCUUUGGGUUAUCUCGGGAAGAGCUGCCCCCAGAGUUCCUGCUGGAGAGCCCUGGGAAUGAGGGGCUGGCUGACUGGGAGCUGGACCGCCUGCUCUGGGCACACACCGUGGAGAACAUCGCCACCGUCUCCACCACCUUGACCUCGCUGGCCCAGCUCCUGGACAAGAUUGGGAACAUCGUCAUCAAAGAUGAUGUUGCCUCUGAGGUGUACCGAGCAGUGGCCUCAGCACAGAGCGCCAUGGACAAGCUGGCCGCAGGCCAUCUGCACCCAGCCUUCCAGGCCAGCAAGGAGGCAGCCACCUCCUCGGAGCGAGCCUUCUUUGACCCAUCUCUCCUCCAUCUCCUUUACUUCCCUGAUGACCAGAAAUUUGCCAUCUACGUCCCGCUCUUUCUGCCCAUGGCUGUCCCCAUCCUCCUCUCCCUGGCCAAGAUCAUCCGGGAGACCAGGCAGAAGAAGAAGGAGCCCACCAAGAUGGACUGAGCCCAUUGGCCUGGUGACCUGGCUUAGGGUUGGGGCUGUCCCUACCUCAUGGAAC
Messenger RNA from Neopsephotus bourkii (Bourke's parrot), 1864 nucleotides. RefSeq names its product phosphatidylinositol glycan anchor biosynthesis class S (gene PIGS). Gene Ontology annotation, biological process: attachment of GPI anchor to protein. NCBI's taxonomy places the organism in Eukaryota, Metazoa, Chordata, Aves, Psittaciformes, Psittacidae. The record is from RefSeq and is a predicted model, not a curated record. Bases 1 to 1809 code for a protein of 602 amino acids. The transcript is spliced from 13 exons. Gene Ontology annotation, cellular component: GPI-anchor transamidase complex.